AUGAAGGUUGCUGACCAACAGGAGAAGAAGGCCUCAGGAUGGGAUUGCAAAUGGGUCAGCCUUUCUGGUUUUACGCCGUAUUCCAACCGAUGUCGUGGUUACGCCGUCGAAAUCGUACUGCGAUUUUUAUGUAACGAUUUUGUCGUAACCAUGAGCGAUAAAAUCUUUAGCAGGAUUGGAAACGUUGGUUCUGGCUUUAAGAUCUAUGCUGAAGCCUUAUCGCUGCGCGAAGUUGAACUGUGCUCGAUGCGGGUUCGAGCCACUGAACAACAGCACGGAGCCAUUACAGUGUAUCUUCUGGAGAACAUGCAGUUGCAAUAA
Molecule: messenger RNA, 321 nt
Organism: Plasmopara halstedii
Lineage: Eukaryota; Oomycota; Peronosporomycetes; Peronosporales; Peronosporaceae
Exons: 2
Coding region: 1-321 (106 amino acids)
Source: RefSeq, a predicted model, not a curated record